Messenger RNA from Branchiostoma belcheri (Belcher's lancelet), 789 nucleotides. Its product is annotated as CMP-N-acetylneuraminate-poly-alpha-2,8-sialyltransferase-like. The transcript is spliced from 4 exons. Lineage: Eukaryota; Metazoa; Chordata; Leptocardii; Amphioxiformes; Branchiostomatidae. Gene Ontology annotation, biological process: oligosaccharide metabolic process; N-glycan processing. Gene Ontology annotation, molecular function: alpha-N-acetylneuraminate alpha-2,8-sialyltransferase activity. The record is from RefSeq and is a predicted model, not a curated record. The coding region runs from base 1 to 789 and encodes 262 amino acids.
AUGUAUACCACCCCGGCUGCUUCGAUAUGCCAAACCGAGAAAAAGAAGAAGAAGAGGAAAUGCAAAAAUCGGCUGAAGCGUCAGUCGGCACCUAACCUCGGUCCGUACAGCACAUGCGCAGUCGUCGGGAACGGCGGCAUCCUAUUGGACAGUCACUGCGGUGACGACAUCGACGCGAAGGAUUACGUCAUCCGCGCGAACCUUCCCGCCCUGGAGGGGUUUGAGACAGACGUCGGGCGGAGAACUAACAUGACAUUCGUCAACACGAACGUGGUCAAGAGACUGGAUAUCGCUUCUAACUUGCAAGACAGGACUCGCGACCCGUAUCCGACUCGCUUGCGACACUUUAACAACACCGUGAUUGUCGGGAACAGAGAGUCGAAACUUGUGUUACAAGCGGCUGCACGGACGAACGGACUUACGCUCUACUUUUGGACCUGCAAGCACGACCUUAGAAAAAACAAAAUCAUCAAUCCGAUCGCGUCCCGGGUGGCUGGUUGGCGGUUCCACAGUCGGCCCUCCUCCGGCCUGACGACCGUCCUCAUCACCAGUACCUUCUGCAGUCACCUGUCUCUGUACGGCUUCUACCCUUACAGCAGGGACGCCGACAACAAGCCCAUCCCGUACCACUACUUCCCCGACGAUGGUGUUGACGAGGCGAUCGUCAACAGGAAAAAGCACCACCUACCGACGGAGUACCGACUGUACAGGGAGCUCCACACACGUGGGGUUUUAACGUUACAGGAAGGAAAGUGCGAGAGGCAGGAAAAUAGUUCUUUAUCAAGUUAG